GCCAUCUUCCAAACUGUCUUGGGGACAGAACGGUCAUCCCUGCGCCGUCCCGCAGUCGGAGCGGGACCCGAAGCUGGCCGAAGAGCGCGGGGACUAACCUGGGCAGGUAUCAUUGGCUGGUGCUUAAGAUGCUUUGGUCCCAACAUCAGACCUGGAGGUAACCCCACGUUGUCUGUUCUGUUGCCCGUCGUGCACCUCGGAGUGGAAAUGGUCCACUGGACCACACAGUGGGGGACAUGUGUCUGGAUCCAGACUCUGCUGGCCUUUGCCUUGGCCAACUGUCGCUCACUGGCCCCAAGUCCUGUCAACUACUCUGUGGUUUACACCAUGCCCUUCUUCCAGGCCCGGGGUCCCAUCCAGAACAUUGUCAACAACUCGUUUUACCAGGAGGUGUAUGUAGCCUCUCAGAAUGUGAUCGAAGCUGUGAACAGAAGCUUGGAGAAGGUGUGGGAGCUCCGCACUGGGCCGGUGGGAAGCCCAGAGUGUCAGAUAUGUAAUUUGUGUGACAUUGACAAAGACCCCAACUUCCUGGAAGAUACAAACAAUCAGAUCUUGUUGCUGGAUACUCUCUUUAUGUAUUUAUAUUCAUGUGGAAGUUCUCAGUAUGGUGUGUGCUAUUUCCACCAACUGAACUCGAAUGGAGAGCCGCCUUCUCUUUCUAAGUGUUUGUUCAGAAAGGAUUCCAACUCUGCUGCCUACUGUCCUGACUGUGUGGCAAGCCCUCUUGGAACCAAAGUCACCAUGGUUGAAGAGGGUCAAACUGUCUACUUCUUUGUUGCCACCACUGUAAAUGAGAGUGUGACCCAGCGUUACGGCAGGAAGUCUAUAUCAGUUCGUCGACCACUGGCCACUGAAGAUGGUUUCUACAGUGAUGUACGUGGCUUAACUGUCCUUCCUGGCCUGCGGAGGACGUACCAUAUUGAAUAUGUCUACAGCUUUUUCACUCAGGAGUUUGUCUACUUCCUCUCAGUGCAGAGAGAGAGCCCCGAUCAGGACUCAUCUCCGUUUCAGACCCGUCUGGGUCGCCUCCCACGGAAUGAAUGGGAGAUGAAGAGGUAUCGUGAGGUUAUCCUGGAGUGUCGGUUUGAACCAAAACGCCGGAGGAGGAAUGUAGCCAGUGAACCCUAUAAGGAUGUGGUGUACAACGUGGUCCAGGCAGCCCAUUUUGGCAAGGCAGGCAGGGAGCUUGCAGAGGAGUUAGGGGCAGAGGAGGAGGAUGACAUCCUCUACGGGGUUUUUGCGGUUACUGAUGACAACGGCGUCACAGAGCAUGACUCGGCCCUGUGCGCCUUCCCAAUGGACAAUGUGAACAAAGCAAUCGUUGAUGGGGUGGAUGACUGCUGUGAGUCUGGACCAGAGCAGCUCUCUAGAGGACUCUGCCAUUUCCAGCCCUGUGAGAGCUGUCCACACGAGAGCAUGGAGAACAACGCCACAUGCAGAGACCAUCCUACCAUGGUGUCAAAGCCCUACUACAGAGUGGACCUCUUCAACAGGCAGAUGACUAAUGUCCUGCUCACGUCUCUGCUGGUCACAACCAUAGAGAACAAGACUGUAGCCCAUAUUGGCACUUCGACUGGACGCCUGCUACAGCUUGUGUUGACAAGAUCCAGUCCUAUUAUUUUUGCCAAUUACUCUUUGGAGGAGAACCAGAGAGUCUCGUCCAUUGCUGCUGUUUACUCAUCAGAGUAUCUUCUUUUCGUGGUUGGAGACAAGAUGAUUCAGGUGCCCCAGAGAGGGCCGGGCUGUCAACACUUCCUGACUUGCGCCAUGUGUCUGACAGCCCCUAAGUUUAUGGGCUGUGGUUGGUGCUCUGGAGUGUGCUCCUGGGAGAGUGAGUGUCACAGUUCCUGGAGGAAUGAAUCCUGCCCACCUGGGAUCACUGGGUUCUUUCCACGGACUGCUCCUCCUGAUGGUCAAACAGAGGUAACGGUGUGUGGAUGGGAGUUCCAAUCGCCCGUAAGACCUGCCAUCACCUCUAGAACCCACCAGGUCCGACUGGGACAGACCGCCUGUACUGUGCUUCCGGUCAAAAGCAACAACACACACCUGGUGUGUAAGAUUCGCUCUGGGGCCACUGAGCUGUCCAAACCAGUCAACAUUACAGUGGAAGUGCAUGAGGGCAAGGUGGAGGGACGCUACUCUAUUGACGGGAAGGCAGAAAUGCCAGGGUUCACAUUUGUGAUUCCCAACAUCACAGAUAUCCAGCCCAACUUUGGACCUCGUGUUGGGGGCACACUCAUCACAGUGACUGGACCUCACUUGGAUGCUGGGAAGACCAGGAAAGUCACUCUCAAUGACGUGCUCUGUCCCAUAAAGAGAGUCACAAAGCCUAAAGGCAAUGUGUCUUCCAUCAUCUGUCUGUCCCAGCCCAUCUCAGAGGUGAGGGAUGUUCCUCUGAGUGUUUUCAUUGACAAGUCUCCUGUCCUCACCACAAAGGUGUUUUACUACAAAGAAAAGCCAAAGAUUACAGCUGUCCUGCCUGACUGUAGCUUUGACAGGGGGUCAAAGAUUGUAAUUGAAGGGGAGAACCUGGAUUCUGUUUAUCGCACCAUCAUCCGCUUUAAACCCAAUGAGAGCCACCUAAAACCUGUGACAAGGGAGUGCAUUGGCAAAUCGUUGCCCACAAGGAUGGAGUGUAUCACUCCUAUGUUCCACAGGGAUGAGACAGAGGAGGGAGUGCUCUCGUUUGACAUGGACGGAGCGUUGGGACUUUGGAACAAAGAGUUCUCCUACCACCCCUACGGCGAGCCCAUACCUUUUGAAACAGAAGGACACGUGCUGAGUUUGUACUCUGGGUUUGAUGAAGUGUCACUACAUCACCAAAAGCUGAACCUGGUGAGCUCCUGUAUGACCAUCACAAUGACAGUGGCAGGCGUUGAUUGUGAUGCUAAAGUCCUGGAUAAUGAGAUCACCUGCAGGAUCCCUAAAAACAUGACCAUCCCCAGUGAGGGAAUUCCAGUGAAGAUCUCCAUCAAUGGGCAGGUCCAUAAUGUUGGCACAGUGGUGAGAGUGAGUAACCACUACAUGGUGGGGAUUGUUUUGGGGAUCCUGGCGGCUCUGGUGGCUGGAGCUGUGCUGGCCUUUGUUGUUAUGAAACACUUGAGGAAGAAGAAGAAAGCCGCCAUGGUAGAGACCCGUUUGGCCCACAGUGCUAACCACUCUCGAACAAAUAAUGUGGAGCUGUCACCUGCUGGGGACUACAGGGGAGUAUCCCUGAGUCCUCCCACCCCCUUGGUGGGCCCGGUGGUGUUCCCCAGCCACGCCUAUGCUGCAGGCAGCAUAGAUCCGACCCUCACUCCGCUCAUGCCUCCGGAAAAAAUCUCCAUCUCCAGUUUCAGGCCAGAGCUGCUGGAGGAGGUGAAGGAUGUUCUUAUUCCUGCUGAGAUGCUUAUUGUGCAGCACCAUCGGAUCAUAGGCAAGGGUCAUUUUGGCACUGUCUAUCAUGGCUACUUCACAGACCACAACAACAGAGAAAUCCACUGUGCUGUCAAGUCUUUGAACAGAAUAACAGAUGUUGAGGAGGUGGAGCAGUUUCUGAAGGAAGGUAUCAUAAUGAAGGGUUUCCACCACAGCAAUGUCCUUUCUCUGCUGGGCAUCCUCCUGCCGCACGAAGGGCUCCCUCUAGUGGUGUUGCCGUACAUGAAACACGGGGACCUGCGGCACUUCAUACGCUGCGAGAAGAGGAACCCCACUGUAAAGGAUCUGAUUGGCUUCGGGCUUCAGGUUGCCAAAGGGAUGGAGUAUUUGGCUCAGAAGAAGUUUGUGCACAGAGAUCUUGCAGCACGCAACUGCAUGCUGGACGAGUCAUAUACAGUGAAGGUGGCAGACUUUGGCAUGGCCAGAGAUGUUUUUGAUAAGGAAUACUACAGUGUUCAGGACCACAGGAAGGCUAAGCUGCCUGUCAAGUGGAUGGCUAUUGAGAGUCUGCAGACCCAGAAAUUCACCUCCAAGUCAGAUGUGUGGUCCUUUGGUGUGCUGAUGUGGGAGAUGCUGACCAGAGGAGCGAGCCCCUACCCAGAGGUCGACCCUUAUGACAUAACACAUUACUUACUUAAGGGCAGGAGGCUUCCCCAGCCGCAGUACUGCCCUGACCCUCUGUAUAGCAUAAUGCUCCAGUGCUGGGACCCUGAGCCAGAGCUGAGGCCAGGCUUCGCUACGUUAGUGUCGGCCGUCUCCAACAUUUUGUCGGGCCUGGAGGGAGAACACUACAUCAGUCUGAAUGUCACCUACGUCAACCUGGACCAGCCGCGGCCCUACCCAGCCCUCACAGAGUCUGCUGAUGAAUAUGACUCCACAGAUGUUGAAGACUCAGCCUCAGUCUCCUCCUGAUCCACUCCUCCUCCCCCUCACUCGACUUUAAACCAGUACUGGUGCUAACAGCAAGAGCACAAAAAAACCUCUGCUAGGUCACAGCGUUGUGUUUUACCACAAAGCAUGUGAAACAGAGAUACUGCCUACUGUAUGUGCGUAUGAAAGUGGUAGUAAGAUGGUUUCAGCUGACUUAGCACACACUUAGGCAGCCAUAUUGGAGGUUCGUUACUCUGUCAACAAUUAACUGUAAACAGCACUUGGCCAUGAAAACUAAAAGUAUUUAACAGACAUUUAGUUUUUGUGUUAUUUUUCAAUGGUAACAGAUAAUAUCAUCAUACAUGUAAUCACUUUUGUAGCACUAGCUUGUUAGCUAGUCAAACAAAACAAGUCUUGUUAACACUUGUUACCCAUUAGAAGCUAAUUAGCAUUACACUAAAUCAGUUCAGUUAGCCUGCAGGUUAGCUAUCUAGCUGACAAUGGUAAAUAAAACAGAGUCAGUUCAGAUCAAGCAAAGUACGGGUUUUCAAACACUUAAGUAUUGUGCAAAUAAAGGCACUGACCAAGGCUAAGUAGUGAAACGAAUUGUACUCAUUGCAGAACUGACCUGUUCCUACACUACAGGAGUCUUUUUCAGAUGUUGUUGUUUUUUUUCUCACCCAGCUAGCAUUAAUGUAGAUAUUAUGAAUGUAGAGUCAGAUCUUCCAUGUCCAUGGCUAAAAGUGUUGGUUACAUUAUUGAGGAGAGGAGUCUCAAAAAGCAGAGCUAUGAUGAAGUAAAAUCUGUGAAAUUCAGUGGCACAUUAGCUUUUUUUUUAACCACCUACAACACAGUGUACUGUGCCCCAUAUUUGCUUAAUUCUUUUGCAGUAUAGUGAUUGUUCUGUAUAUUGUAUCAUACUUCUGUAAGGCAAAGUUUCGAACUCAAGGUCCUGAAACAAAUCUGAAAUCACUCUGUUGCGUGUGUUUCUGACACAAUGUCUUUGCGAUAGUGUAAUAAAUUAAAAUAUU
Xiphias gladius (swordfish) is the source of this 5318-nucleotide messenger RNA. RefSeq names its product macrophage stimulating 1 receptor b (gene mst1rb). The record is from RefSeq and is a predicted model, not a curated record. Gene Ontology annotation, cellular component: signaling receptor complex; membrane. The transcript has 21 exons. Lineage: Eukaryota; Metazoa; Chordata; Actinopteri; Istiophoriformes; Xiphiidae. Gene Ontology annotation, molecular function: ATP binding; transmembrane receptor protein tyrosine kinase activity; protein binding. Bases 208 to 4329 code for a protein of 1373 amino acids. Gene Ontology annotation, biological process: cell migration; nervous system development; protein phosphorylation.